UCAACUUCAACCUAAAGAACUCUGCAAAGAAAAAGAGUUCUAUAAAAAUGAAGACCUUCAAAUUGUUGAUUUUGGUCAUCUUACAGUUGGCCAGUUUUUGUACCUCAACAAGUGCUAGCACUGAGCCUCUAGCAUCCACAUCAGCUGUACCAUUUCAAUUGAUAUCCCCUGCCCAAUACCAAGCUAUUCUCGAACUAAACAAUGGCAAUCCAUUUAUCUCACAAAACAGACUUAUUUCCGGCGGUUCCGAAGUGAUAACAGACAUCAUCAAUAACAUUGUUAAUGGCCUAAUAACCCCCGUCAAUAUAACCGGCUUGGAUCCAAUCAAUAAUUCACUUUUAAAACCUUCCAUCGAUAAGACCCAAGGUUAUCCAUUUUGUACCAUUCAAACAAAUAGAAAUUCCCAUCACUCUCAAAGAAGUUACGAUGCAAUUGUUGAUCCUCCAGGCAGCAAUUUCGGUACAUUUUCCAUCAAUUUCUAUCAUCCGGGAACAGUGAAUAUUGAUAACUAUGAUGAGGACUUGAGCACCGACGAAUUGGAGCCAUCAGACUAUCGUCCGAGUUCAACAAGUCGGCCAGCAGCAACAGCCAACUCCAAUCCUGCAGCAGUCGAUUUGAAUAAAGAUAAACCUAAUAGUUCCUCCGGUGCGCCGGUUAUAAACUGCAUUGUUGUUCUAAAAGAACCAUCACCGCCAGCUACUCCAUCACCAACUACUCCAUUGCCACCAACUCCAACUCCCACACAACGUCCACCUAAACGGCCAUCAUAUUAUCCACAUCAGUACCCAACUACAUUAACCCAUCCUCCUCGCGAUCCACAUUAUUCAAUUGGUCCUUAUCAAAUCAUCCCUAUUCCAUAUCCACCAUUCCUUGGCUUGCUUGGACCGGCAGCAUCAUCAAGUGCUCCAAAUUGGGCCAAUUGGCCAAACACUCCAACAUUCCCACCAUCAAACAAUCCCAAUUCAGCGAUAUCGCCAACAUGGCCAUACUGGCCAUCAGUGAAUUCUCCAUCCGUCGUUGCAGCCUCUCAGGGCAUGAAGGGUCCCGGUCCAUCACAAACUGCUCAACCAACAUGGCCCUACUUGACAACGAUCCCCUCACAAGCUGCAAGCACUCAACAUCAUCAUCAUGUUCCAGCGACAUUACCCUUCAACAUACCAAGUUCUUUCUGGACAGCAAUCAACCCUAAUGCAGCAGCAGAAAAUGCAGUCCCUUUGCCAAGUUAUCCAAAUCCAGCUGCAUGGUAUCGUCCUUCAGCUGCGGGUGCAUUUAAUCCAAAUCAAUUAAUGCAACAACAACAACAACAACAAUACAAUGAGGCAGCUAAUGAGAUUAGGUCUGUCUUGCAUGAUGAUGAAACAGAUCCUGAAGAUAAGGAAAAUCUGGGGGAUGCACUAAUUGAAGAAGGAGUUCAAAAUUCUCGUAAAAUACAAUCACGACGAAUGGGGGAGAAACGAAUUUAA
This is a messenger RNA of Episyrphus balteatus (marmalade hoverfly), 1463 nucleotides long. Its product is annotated as mucin-2. The transcript is spliced from 2 exons. Lineage: Eukaryota; Metazoa; Arthropoda; Insecta; Diptera; Syrphidae. The coding region runs from base 48 to 1463 and encodes 471 amino acids. The record is from RefSeq and is a predicted model, not a curated record.